AUGGCCGCCGCCCUGAGGGCCCAAACGCUGACCCUCACAGUCCCAAAGGCCCGUCGUAUCUUCGACCUCAACAACGUUCCCCUGGUUUCCGAGCGUAUCACUCUGGGAAACAUCAAGCUCAAUCUUGCCGAAUACGUUGACACCAAUGAUCAUGGCCACGACUCUGAAGAAGGCGUCACCCGCCGCUACCUUAUGCAGGACAGCAAGAUCAACAGCACUCUGAAAGUCUCCCUGCACCUCAAGCAUCUCGAGGGUGAUCGAAAUUACUAUGCGUACGUUUCGAUCUGGAGUCGUACUGCCAUUGUACUGAAAAACAGCAUAGUNCCUCCAUUACGCACUGCUCCUGUCUUUGGUGGCAUUGCUGGCAUAAUGUCUUCCGAGGUUACGGAAGCCACCGAAGAGGGCAGUACCAUGCCUUCCUUAUCCAACAAGAGCCGUGAACAUGGCGAGUUGCAAGACAUCCAACUACUAACUCGCGACCGCAGNGAACUACGAGCCGACGACUGUAUCAAGGACAUCUUCGCUGGUGGCGAUGGCUGGGGCUCCCACCUCGACCAUGUCCAGCACGACCACCAACCCAAACCCAGCAGCGACGAGGAAAAGCCCCGCUGGACCAGUCUGAACCCAAUAGACCAACCCUCCAAAUCACCACGGUCUAAAAGUCCUUCGCAUGGCCACCACCGCAACACCAGCAAAGAAAGCGUGCAAUCCGACAGACGAAAGGGCUUUGAUGGCUGGUCCAACAAGGACGGCUCUUCCACUGGCAAUCUAAGCAAACACGGCACUUUUGGAGGCCGAACUAGUCUGCAUCAGCAAGCCAUGAAGUUGGAGCAAGAGUCUGCAAAGCGCAAGCAGAAACUUGGUCAUAAUGAAAUUGACGAGUUUGAUAAUCCAUGGCGAGAAGACAUGAUAUCGUGGAAAGUUGGCAGGUCAACUAUGAUCUAG
Molecule: messenger RNA, 945 nt
Organism: Aureobasidium musti
Lineage: Eukaryota; Fungi; Ascomycota; Dothideomycetes; Dothideales; Saccotheciaceae
Source: the annotation of a GenBank genome assembly